AUGACGCUGAGAGGCUGCACGAUGCAGACCGCAAUCUUCGUUGUCCUCCCACUGGACGAACAGAAGCGGCUGAACGCUGCAACAGCUUUUCAAUGCCUCGAAGCUUCUGCCAGUCCUUCUGGCAAGUUUUUGGAGAACAUGGUGGUGCAAAGACGUCUGUGUGGGGUCUGGCCCAAGGCCAGGAAAUUCGUGGCGGUGUGCGCCGGGGGAGUCCUGCUACAUUCCGGGCUUGCAGGUGAGGCUCUGCUGCAUCGGAGUGUGGACGCAGGUCCAGGGUCAUCCUCUGUUCAACCCACAGUUCCCACAUGUAUCCUCGGAAAGCAACCAAACCAAGACGGGCCAAGUCCUGCCAGCGUUGAGCUGUCAAGAAAGCAACUCCACGCUACGCUGCAUUGCUCAGGCGAGGGCUACAAGGUCGUUCCAAACACUACGACGAACGUCUGCAAAGUGGAAAAAGAUGCCAAGGUCAAGGCCUGCGCCGACGAUGAAAACAACAAACAAAUCACUCUGCAACAUCUCCUCGGCGCAAAAGACCAGAUCGAAUGGACCCGAACCCCGAUCCCCGAUCCCUCAAAAUCAAAGCCUCCCGAUAACGGCGAGGCGUGGACGUUGCAACUGCAACACGCUCAGCUCCCACUGUCGGAUAAAACAUUCUUCGUUGGAUGUCAAAAAGAAAACGAGGAAGCCACGCAGUGCAAGCUCACAGUGAAUGUGAAAGCAAAGCCCUCGUCAGUCAUCAAUAAUGUCGUCACUUGUGCUUACGGCCAGGACAGUAACGAAGACGGUCCAGUGGAAGUGUCCCUGACAGCAGAGAACAGCACACUGGAGCUUGUUUGUGGGACAGAAGGAAUUAUCAGGCCUGACGCAUACCAGACAAGGUACUGCGAAGAUGCAGGCUUGCAAAACUGCAAAAACAGCUACAGCGAUAUUCUUCCAAACUUCGAUAAGUCUUGGUGGGAGGGGACUGAAAAAUCUCCGCAACAAGCACAGUUGAGGAUCCCUCCAACGGGUUUUCCUGGUGAAGACCAGUCCUUUUAUAUUGGCUGCGACAAGAACAAGACAAUGGCGAACAAGCGGCAGGCGGAAUUGAAGUCGGAAGUAGUUCCAGAGCCCCCUGUCAAGCCUUCCGCCUGCAGAGUGUUAGUGACAAUUAAGGCGGCUAGUGUUUCCUCAGCGACGAUGGCUGUUACGCGCCUGGUAGCCGCAACCUCAGGCGUUGCCGCAGUUACUGGCAUUCUUGUCGGCGUUCUGUAG
Besnoitia besnoiti is the source of this 1254-nucleotide messenger RNA. RefSeq names its product SAG-related sequence. The record is from RefSeq and is a predicted model, not a curated record. Gene Ontology annotation, cellular component: membrane. Lineage: Eukaryota; Apicomplexa; Conoidasida; Eucoccidiorida; Sarcocystidae. The coding region runs from base 1 to 1254 and encodes 417 amino acids. The transcript has 2 exons.